UACGGGAGUACGUGAACACAGCACAACUACAGAGUGAAUAAGUAAAAGCUGUUGAGUCGAGAACAACAACAGUAGCAGCAAUAAUGACAGAGAAGUCCUGUUUAAUAUGGUAGCAUUUGUAAAACUUGUGGAUCAUGUGAAAAUAUUAUGUUGAACAGUGCUGUUGUUGUUAGUAUGACGCAUAUAACAAAACCAAAGUUUUGGAAAAGGCUCAAAUAUCAAAGCACGUCAACUUGUCUGUCGUGGCACCCAGAGGAGUUUCUGUCUCUAAACAAAGAAGCAGAGAAAGGCCGAAAACAUCAGGCUUUCUCACAAAAUGGACUCAGAUGUCAGCCCUGCUGAUCGAACAGCCUCUACACCGGCAGAUGCCCAGUUUUCUGACCCUGUUCUUGUUGAUGGAGUCUCUGAGGUUGAGGUCAGCAGAUGUAAUGUGGCAGCUUCGCCAGGAUCAGAUGUGAAGGAUAUGGACUCCUACAACAUGUUCGAGCCUCCGCCAUUAGACUGGAGGUCUGACUCAUCCAGUGCGGCAGGCUCAGCAGAUGAGCUGGAUCACCUUGGCUUCUUUCCCUCUGCCGACAGCCUGGACAAAGUGAGUCCAGAUGAGCCAGAAUUGCCACCUUUGGACAGGAGUGACACAGUGACUCAACUUCACAUAGACCAGCAGGAGCUGUUGCAAAAUAAUGCCAAGCCAGUCCAGGGGGCUGAAGUCGAGGUAGAAGAAGGGGAUGCAGCAGUUGAUAUGGAGGAGAGGUUUGAAGACUUAGAGGCAGGCCAGAAAAAGGUAGCAUUUAGGGAAGUCGAGAAUAUUGUCACUGAAGAGGAGGUUGCUCACAGAAGAUCAGGGGAUGAAGACCACAGCUGCAUCCACACCCUGCUCAGCCAGCUUCAGCUGAUGGGAGAAGAGUCUUAUCCCAGUCAUCAGACACCACCUCAUCAUCAGUACUCCGGCCUGUCUGAAGCAUGUGCCUCCUCCCUAACCACAGACAACAGCACUGAAACUACAGGACUACUUUUUGCUGAAAGGCAUCAGGGAGACCUGCUGGGACUGCUCCAGUGCACAGAGAUUGGUACUACACUGCAUCCCACCUGUCUGCCACACAGAGGGGAGGUGGAUGCGGUAGUGUCAACUUCCUACAGUCAAGAGGAUGCUCAGAGGUUCUGGGGGCAUCAUGGGAAUGGUCAGCAUUGGCGGCACAGGGAUUUGUCCCUCACUUCCCUGCCCGAUGAUGAGUAUCCAGAGCCAGUGUGGAUGAAGCUGGGUGAGGAGCCUCCAGAGGAGGAAGCUGGUGCAGAGAGCAAGCAGAACACUGAUGACCAUCCUUCAUAUAAAGAUGUGCCUGGUCCGUGUGACCCCGAAGACCUGCUGGAUGGAGUAAUAUUUGGUGCAAAGUACCUGGGCUCCACUCAGAUCAAAUCAGAGAGGAAUCCACCUACGAACAUUCGCAUGGCCCAGGCUCAGGAGGCUGUGGACAGAAUAAAGGCUCCAGAGGGAGAGUCGCAGCCGAUGACUGAGGUGGAUCUGUUCAUCUCCACACAGCGAAUCAAAGUGCUGACUGCUGACACACAGGAAGCCAUGAUGGAUCACGCUCUGCAGAUGAUCUCCUACAUUGCUGACAUCGACAACAUUGUGGUCCUGAUGGCACGAAGGAAACUCAGAAGGCAGGAUGGUGACUCCUCUGCUAACUCUUCAUCUUCCACAAAGAAGAAGUGCUUGAUGAUCUGCCACGUCUUCUCCUCUGAAGAUGCUCAGAUCAUAGCUCAGGCUAUUGGUCAGGCAUUCGGUGUGGCCUACCAGCAGUUUCUUCAGACCAAUGGCAUCAAAGCCAGCAAUCUUGGGCCAGGCGAGUACAGUGACUACCUGGAAAAUCAGGAGCUCUACAAUGGAGACCUGGCCCACUUCUCUGACUCUCAGAACCUCAGAGAUGUAGUCAUUACCAAGGCUCCUGGAGAGAUCUUGGGGCUGGCGGUGGUGGAGUCAGGCUGGGGCUCCAUCCUGCCUACUGUGGUAGUGGCCAACCUCCUUCACGGAGGCCCUGCUGAGCGCUGCGGAGAACUAAGCAUCGGUGACCGCAUCAUGUCCGUCAACAGCACCAGCCUGGUGGGUCUGCCGAUCGCCACCUGCCAGAGCAUUAUCCGGGAUCUGAAAAGCCAAAAGUAUGUGAAGCUCAGUAUUGUUCACUGCCCUCCAGUCACCAUGGCGAUUAUCAGGCGGCCAGAUCCCAAGUUUCAGCUGGGCUUCAGCGUGGAGGACGGCAUUAUCUGCAGUCUGAUGCGGGGCGGUAUAGCAGAGAGGGGGGGCAUCCGUGUCGGGCACCGCAUCAUUGAAAUCAACGGACAGAGUGUGGUCGCCACUCCGCAUGACAAGAUUAUUCAGAUCCUGACAAAUGCUGUUGGAGAGAUCCACGUGAAGACGAUGCCAGCCUCAACAUAUCGACUGUUAACAGGGCAAGAACAGCCAGUGUUUCUUUGAGCACUUCCUGCUACAUCAAGGACAAAUACUGCACAGUGCUCUGCUACAUAAACUGUUGCCAAACUCAGAAAAUAUUAUGCAAUUAUCAUACAGCAUAUCAUAAACUGUUGUCAUACCACUGAAUACAACAAAGUAAUUUAGUUAUAUAUUUUUAAGAUGUAAAGAGCUUUUGAAUGUUGUGAAAGGAUAUUUUACAAUGACAGGGAAAUACCUUAACUCAAUUUAUAUUUAUAAGAUAUUUAACAGUACAGGCAAUAGCUGAGAUGCAAUAAUGUUUAAGCACAUUUUUUUUUUACUUCACUAACUGGAUCAAGUAUACUAUACUCAUAUGAGUGUGCACAAAGGCACUGUGCAUUUCAUUUUGAUGUGCUUCCAGCCCCUCAUGUACAUGUGCACAUCACCCAGUCUCUGUCACAGGUUUCAGAGAAGGCUAUUUAGUGCAGAGCUCUGGUUCAUUCAGUUAGUGCUUCCUUGACUGUACCUGACGGAAAACAGAUAUCAUGAACAAAUGGGAAUUACUGCCUUAAUAGAAAGAGAGAUGCUUAUAUUUUUGAGACUUUGCUGUUUUGGAAAUUCAUUAAAAUAAUCUUUAAGAUC
Monopterus albus (swamp eel) is the source of this 3067-nucleotide messenger RNA. Its product is annotated as amyloid beta A4 precursor protein-binding family A member 3. The record is from RefSeq and is a predicted model, not a curated record. Bases 317 to 2470 code for a protein of 717 amino acids. NCBI's taxonomy places the organism in Eukaryota, Metazoa, Chordata, Actinopteri, Synbranchiformes, Synbranchidae. The transcript has 11 exons. Gene Ontology annotation, molecular function: amyloid-beta binding; protein binding. Gene Ontology annotation, biological process: chemical synaptic transmission. Gene Ontology annotation, cellular component: plasma membrane; cytoplasm; dendritic spine.